This is a messenger RNA of Clavispora lusitaniae ATCC 42720, 714 nucleotides long. RefSeq lists its product as uncharacterized. Lineage: Eukaryota; Fungi; Ascomycota; Pichiomycetes; Serinales; Metschnikowiaceae. The record is from RefSeq and is a predicted model, not a curated record.
AUGAGGAUGAAAUUGACCCUAGUGUUUUUGUCCUUCUUCGGAACUGGCUUUUGCUUUGCUUCGCCUAUCGUGUUUGGGGAUGCCUCUGAUACAGUUCCUCCCAUUGUGCUUGAAGAUACAGACGGAAACUCCAUUACCAGUAUGUAUAUAAGUAUAGAUCUUGAUAGGUACGUCAAGAUUCCAGAGUGGGAAGUUGACCAAACUGACUGUUGGUUGAAUGUUUCUUACAUCCCAAUGGGAAACGUUAUUACACCUACAAUGAAAGUUUCGAGAGAUGAAAGCCGGAGCCUUGCUAAUUACGUGACCUGGGUUGAUGGAACAGGUGACUGCAGCGACACAUCUGUUGGUCUUCCGUACUCAGCAUGGGAUAUAGGACACAACAUUUGGCUACAUCUGAAGAGCAGAGACUGCGGUAUCAAGUUGGGACAAGCCAACAGUUUUUAUUGGAAGUACUGGGCAAAUUGCGGAGAUUAUAAUACAAUAGCAGACCAAAAGACAAUUUCAGGGGCCAUCAUGGAUGUCAUUGGACGGCUACAAGGAGACUUGAUGUGCAACAACUACUGCAUUUCUUUGUCAAAAGGAGAGGCGUGGCUUGGGACUUUGGUUGUGGGACCGACCUCGACUGCUUGGAGAACUUUAUGUGUUGGUGCUUAUACCGGCGAGUGGAAUAAUGGGUGCUACUCUUUAAAUUGGCCAUGCUCUUGCUGGAGCUAA